Molecule: messenger RNA, 2604 nt
Organism: Macrosteles quadrilineatus (aster leafhopper)
Lineage: Eukaryota; Metazoa; Arthropoda; Insecta; Hemiptera; Cicadellidae
Exons: 2
Coding region: 83-2446 (787 amino acids)
Source: RefSeq, a predicted model, not a curated record
GAUCACGAUCGUUUAGUUUGUGCCUGUCUACUGUGUUGUUAACAGUUGUGUCUCUCGUCGCGUAUCAAAACAGUUCCUAGUGAUGCGAGUUGGAACAUGCGUGCGCGCGUUGCUGAUCGCGAUAGUGUUGACCAGUUGUGUAGUAGUAGGACGAAAGACGUUUUCGACUAGAAGAAAAACAGGAAAUAAUCGAAGAGGUGGUUCGACCAACUUCAAACACAAGCAGCCUCCACCUCCUGUCACUCCCCAGAAGGUGGACUCGUUUUUGGCAGCUGAGAGAGCAGGCUCAUCACACGGAACAUCACAUGGAUCUCCUGCUAUAACUAACACACACUACCGUGGCAGUCCGUUCGACAGUAAACCUCCGAAACAAACAGUGCCACAGACAAACGGUCCCAUCGGCUUUGAUAAGGUGAAUCAAGGUAACCCGAAGCCCCUGGGUUUUGAUAAAGUUAACUCUGAAGUGCAACAUAAAUCACCUAGUUCUAAUGUUCCUAUUGCUCCGGCGUAUCCUGGUAAAGCGUCAGCCCCAGCUAGUGCUCCUAACGGCCCUCCUCCUGCCUACCCCGGCCUUGGUGGCAACACUGGCUCACAUGGAGGGUUUGAGUCACCUCCAGCAUACCCUGGACGUCCUGUCAACGCACCACCCGUCUACUCCGCCACCAAUCCUAACAAUGGACAACGGCCUGGCUACCCGGCUCAGCAGAACUAUCCUGGACAGCAAAGCUAUCCGAGUCAAUCAAACUACCCAGGUCAGCAAAACUAUCCGGGGCAGCAGAACUAUCCUGGGCAACAAGGCUAUCCGAGUCAAUCAAACUACCCAGGUCAGCAAAACUAUCCGGGGCAGCAAAACUAUCCAGGGCAGCAAAGCUACCCUGGAUAUCCUAAUGCUGGCGGCUCUUUUGGUGGAUAUUCGAACCAAGGAUUAGGAUCUGGAGCUUAUGGUUCGUAUCCAAAUAGCGGUUAUAAUAAUUGGCAAUCAGGACAGUCUCACUCAGGAGGAUUCGGUGGGAAUCCGUACGGAGGAUCACCUUUUGGACACUCAAAUCCUUACGGAGGAAGUCCCUUUGGUGGACAGUCACAAUACGGAGGCUAUUCGGGAUUUGGAGGAAAUCCUCAUUACAGUCCUAAUAACUUUGGAUACAGUAAUAAUCCUGGAUUCUUUGGGUCAUCGUCUUAUGGAGGAAACAAUGGCUUUAUGGGUCAACACAAAAAGAGUCGGUGGGGUGGGCUCCCCAUUCCCAUUCCCAUUCCCAUACCGAUACCUCUUGGAAUGUUUGGUGGAUUCGGUGGUCGAAGCCAUAACCACCGUGUGCUAGACACGUUCGUCAAAAACCAAACAAUUGAUUCUUCUAACAACCAAACCACAAAUAUUUACAUAUUGAAUAAUUCCACCGUUACCCCUUGUACAACAGACCAGUUUGUUUACGAUUCCCUGAACGUAACAGUUAUGUCUUGCACAGCUGGUAACUGUACAGCUAUAAAAAUGUUUACUACAACCAACGUAUCGGGAGAAAUCUCAGUACAUUCUGCAGGUAUAACUAUGUGUCUUGAAAAUAAUAAUGUUACUUAUAGUUCCUUCGCUGACAAUGUAAACCCAACAGUGUCUGAUUUACACAAGUACUGGAUGAGAGUUUGCAGAGAGGGAGCUAUGACAAAUACAAACACUACUGGAAAUAAAACCGAACAAGUCCCACCAAAUACCACUGUUAAGAUAGAAGAGAUCUCCAUCAACGAAACCUCGAAGACUGAUAUCAACACGACUGUGGUUCCUACUGCCGAUAAUUCAACUGUAUCGUUAACAGAAUCCACCACCGUACCAUCAGUGACUGACCUCCCCACUGCCGUCCCAAUAGUGAAUUCCACAGUUUUCAACACCACUACUCCGUUAAAUCACUCAUCUUGUGAGAUAUUCAACUGUUCCUGGAUAGAAAUGUGUCUUCCUUCAAUUGAGCUGGUAGAUCGCUGCUCGACUCCCGACUGCCCCUUCUCCAGGACGGGCUAUCGUCCAUGCGUCAGGGUCAAAAUGUGCAAGUCACCUUUGACUCCAAUCAGCACUUUUGCUACACUCAAUAACACCAUCUCCCGCAUCGACCAGUUCAACAACAUCACUAGUGCCAGUGACGUGGCGAAUCUCACUUUAAUAUCCUAUGUUCCUCCCACGUUCCCUGUGAACUGCUCUCAGAACGCGACUGACCCGAUGUGUCAGCCGCCACCGAGUUUUCCUCAGGAGGCUUGUGUUCUUGGAGUCAAUUCUACAGAUUGUGUUCCGGCUGAAGGUGUUCUUGCUCCGACGGUAUUGAACACAACAGGAGUGGAGGCGACGUCUACUGAAACUCCUGAUGCGUCACAAACCGUCCUUGGAGAUAUUAAACUGAUUUUUCCUGGAGAAGGCGCUGAUAAGGCGGAGGAGCUGGUGAAAGAAAUGCAGACGCAAGCCUCAUGAACAUAGUAUCUGCCGUCGCAAACUACUGAUUAGUCUAUGUAUAAUAUUGUAAUAUAUUUGCCUACAAAUGAUUUGGAGUGAUAUUAUUUUUGUAUUGAGGUAGUCAUUAGUUGUAUCAUAAAGUUUAAAAUAUAUGACUUAUUUUUGAGUUUUUAUAA